UGCUCAUCUCGCAUGCCUGAUUGGUCACUUUUCACUGAACGUCUCUGAAAUGUAAUUUUUGGAAUUGUGCAAAAAAGAAAAGUCUAGCUGCAGGUCUGGGUGGUGGCCGUGUUGGUAUGGUCCUCAGCGAGCCGUCCUAGAAGUGUGCGUCUGUGUGAGUCAGGAUGGAGGGCGAUGCGAUGCGCCAGGAGGCGAAGGAGAGCAUCGAGGCGGCUCAGAACUACCGCAGAGAACUGCAGCUGAGACUCACCGGCCUCAAACAGGCCUGCACACAGGUGCGCGGCAGCUCCAGCCAGGCGCGCGACGCCCUCCGCAGGCACUUCUCUGAGCUGCAGGCGGCGGCGGCGCGCCUCCUAGCCGCCCGAUUGGCCCAGCUGGUGGCCCAGGUCGACGCCCUAGAGGAGCAGAGUCUCCGCCCCCUCACCGCCUGUCAGACACUCAUCCUUCAGGGGGUGGGGCAGGCCGACCAGUUGCUCCGAGAGGGGGAGGCUGCUCUACGAUGUGAUGUAGAGGAAGAUGGACUGGGGAGCUUCAACCAGAAGGCUCUGAACAUACACCUGGACAGCCUCCUGGAGGUCCCGGCCCUGGUGGACGUGGCCUGUGUCUCGGCCCAGCUGGACGACUCGGUCCUGGAGGUCCUGAAGGAGAUGGUGGUCCGCCACGGGUCGGUCUCCUCCCAUCCCCCCGUCCAGAUCAUGGAGCUCCAGGAGAGACCGGGGGCCAUGCUGGUCCGCUGGGCCAAGGUGGACGAGGACUUCUCGGCGGUGGACUACCGUCUGCAGUACCGGCGGGCCGCGGGGGGCGGAGCUUACGAGGACGCGUACGUGGGCGGGGACUGUGAGGUGGUGGUGGUGCACCUGGACCCCCAGACGGAGCACCUGUUCCGGGUCAGCGCCCGCGGGGACGGGGGGUCCUCCUGGAGCCCCUGGAGCGUCCCCGUGGCCGGCUCCACCUCCCUGGCCCCCCACGAGUGGAGUCCCGGGACGGACGGCUUCAUCCUGAGCAGCCGGAGGAACAUCGCCAUGCGCUGUGACUCCGCCCCCUCAGGCUCCCCUGUGCUCUACUCCAACGGCGCCACCUACUGCCCCGGGCAGACCCUCACCUUCAAGGUUUCUGCAGUUGGUCAGGCUGACAACAGGGACGGUCUAGGAGUGUGUGUGGAGAGAGAGAGCGGGCAAGAGACUCUCCAGAGAGACCAGGCAGUCUGCAUCUCCACCAAAGGAGCUGUGUUCGUCAACGGGAAGGAGAUGACCAAUCGGCUGCCAGCGUUGGCCCUGGGUUCAGCCGUGACCUUCGACAUGGAAGUGGUCGCUCUGUUUUCUGUCGGCAGCAGCAACAACCCGAGCGAGGGCGGGGCCAACGUCAAACUCAGGGUGACGAUUGGCUGCGGCAGCCGGGAGGUGGUGUUUGAUUGGCUGCUGGAGACGGCGGUGGAUGGCCUGCUGUUCGGCUGCUGCUUCGCUCACACAGGCUGGAAGGUCCUGGUGUUCUGACCCCUGGCUGUUACGAUGCUCUGGUUUCUGUUACUCUCCCCGGCUCCAUCGUUUUAGGGGCUCCUUGUUUACAUCCGGUUCUCUCUGGCCAAACUCCCCCCGCUCACUGUGAAAGACCCCCCAGUAUUAGCCCCUCCCCUCCCCUCUUAGUGUCAUCCUGUCAGUAUUCACUUACUGUAGUCGUCUCGGUGUUCAGAAGUCGGUUUUACACUUUUAUAUCGUAACUGUCGUUUGGUUGAAACAUACGAACCGUUUUGACUAUUCAUGUCUCCCACAGUAGGGUGACAGGAAGUGAGUGACCACAAACAGGAAGUACGUACUAACGGUGGUUUAGCUUCCUAUGUGUUAUGUGUUGCUGGUUGGUAUGUGUAUGUAGAUGGUACUACAGUCUGAACCAGCAUCACCUCCAAUAAAACUCACCAACCUUU
Molecule: messenger RNA, 1921 nt
Organism: Gadus morhua (Atlantic cod)
Lineage: Eukaryota; Metazoa; Chordata; Actinopteri; Gadiformes; Gadidae
Gene: crlf3
Product: cytokine receptor-like factor 3
Exons: 9
Coding region: 165-1493 (442 amino acids)
Molecular function (GO): protein binding
Source: RefSeq, a predicted model, not a curated record